Messenger RNA from Grus americana (Whooping crane), 1045 nucleotides. RefSeq names its product E3 ubiquitin-protein ligase parkin-like. The coding region runs from base 116 to 1045 and encodes 309 amino acids. Gene Ontology annotation, biological process: ubiquitin-dependent protein catabolic process. Gene Ontology annotation, molecular function: polyubiquitin modification-dependent protein binding; ubiquitin-protein transferase activity. Gene Ontology annotation, cellular component: mitochondrion; cytosol. Lineage: Eukaryota; Metazoa; Chordata; Aves; Gruiformes; Gruidae. The transcript is spliced from 8 exons. The record is from RefSeq and is a predicted model, not a curated record.
UGGCCUAGCCGCUCGCGCCGGCGCUGAGGGCUGCAAGGGAGCGCUCGGGCGGUGGCCGGCACCGGUGGGUGCGCGCGCGCGGGACUCGCUUCCCCUCCCCUCCCUUGCCGCCGCCAUGAUGGUGUUUGUCAGGUUCAACUCCAGCCAUGGCUUCCCGGUGGAGGUUAGUUUGGACACCAGCAUCCUCCAGCUGAAGGAGGCAGUUGCCCAGCGACAGGGAGUUCCAGCUGACCAGCUGCGGGUGAUUUUUGCAGGGAGGGAGCUCAGCAAUGACUUGACACUGCAGAAUUGUGACCUGGCCCAGCAGAGUAUCGUUCAUAUUGUUCAGAGUCCACAGAAGAACAGUCAGAACAAGGAUGAGACAGGAGAUGGCCAUGCUGAGACAGACGAUAACCAUGCUGAAGGUGUUCUAAGAGCCUUGGAAAGAGAACCUGAAAGUCUAACUCGUUUAGAUCUCAGCACCAGCAUCCUCCCAUCACUCUCUGCAGGGCUGGCUGUUAUUCUGGAUACUACAAAAACCAGCAUUUCUCUUCCCUCUGAAAAAUCAGGUACAGCUAGUUACAACAGUUUUUAUGUUUUUUGCAAAAAUUUCUGCCAAGAUGUGAAACCUGGGAAACUGAGGGUCCGCUGCAGUGUGUGUAAGCAAGGAACACUGACGUUGGCAAGGGGUCCAUCUUGCUGGGAUGAUGUGCUGAUUCCCAACAGAAUAAGAGGAGUUUGCCAGUCCCAAAGGUGCAAUGGAAACAUAGCGGAGUUUUACUUUAAAUGUGGAGCACACCCAACCACUGACAGUGAACCAUCUGUGGCUUUGAACCUCAUUACAACAAACAGUCGCUGUAUCACAUGUAUAACAUGCACAGAUAUUAGUUGCAAGGAUGAUGGAAGCAUUCAAGGUGAUGGGUUGCUAUUUUAUGUCUUUGAGGAAGCUCUUAAUGGGUUGAGCAAAUGGCUGAAAGUUGAAACAAAUACUAAAACUGUGCAAUCCUCAAGGGAAGAUCUGCUUUUGUCAACUGCUUCCAGUAGAAAUAACAUCAAAAGGGGUUAG